Messenger RNA from Nomascus leucogenys (northern white-cheeked gibbon), 2858 nucleotides. NCBI's taxonomy places the organism in Eukaryota, Metazoa, Chordata, Mammalia, Primates, Hylobatidae. The record is from RefSeq and is a predicted model, not a curated record.
CUGUGUUGGACAUUUCUUAACAGCAGGGCCACCAGGCAGAGCGGGACAGCCAGGAGGAAGGGCAACUUGGCAGAGCCUCAGGAUGGACCCCUUUGAGGACACGCUGCGGCGACUGCGGGAGGCCUUCCACGCGGGGUGCACACGGCCAGCUGAGUUCCGGGCUGCGCAGCUCCGAGGCCUGGGCCGCUUCCUGCAAGAAAACAAGCAGCUUCUGCACGACGCACUGGCCCAGGACCUGCACAAGUCAGCCUUCGAGUCGGAGGUGUCUGAGGUUGCCAUCAGCCAGGGCGAGGUCACCCUGGCCCUCAGGAACCUCCGGGCCUGGAUGAAGGACGAGCGUGUGCCCAAGAACCUGGCCACGCAGCUGGACUCCGCCUUCAUCCGGAAGGAGCCCUUUGGCCUAGUCCUCAUCAUUGCGCCCUGGAACUAUCCCCUGAACCUGACGUUGGUGCCCCUCGUGGGUGCCCUCGCUGCAGGGAACUGUGUGGUGCUGAAGCCAUCAGAGAUUAGCAAGAACGUCGAGAAGGUCCUGGCCGAGGUGCUGCCCCGAUACCUGGACCAGAGCUGCUUUGCCGUGGUGCUGGGUGGGCCCCAGGAGACGGGGCAGCUGCUGGAACACAGGUUCGACUACAUCUUCUUCACAGGGAGCCCUCGUGUGGGCAAGAUUGUCAUGACCGCUGCCGCCAAGCACCUGACACCUGUCACCCUGGAGCUGGGGGGCAAGAACCCUUGCUACGUGGACGACAACUGCGACCCCCAGACCGUGGCCAACCGCGUGGCCUGGUUCCGCUACUUCAACGCCGGCCAGACCUGCGUGGCCCCCGACUACGUCCUGUGCAGCCCCGAGAUGCAGGAGAGGCUGCUGCCCGCCCUGCAGAGCACCAUCACCCGUUUCUAUGGCGACGACCCCCAGAGCUCCCCAAACCUGGGCCGCAUCAUCAACCAGAAACAGUUCCAGCGGCUGCGGGCGUUGCUGGGCUGCGGCCGCGUGGCCAUUGGGGGCCAGAGCGACGAGAGCGAUCGCUACAUCGCCCCCACGGUGCUGGUGGAUGUGCAGGAGAUGGAGCCUGUGAUGCAGGAGGAGAUCUUCGGGCCCAUCCUGCCCAUCGUGAACGUGCAGAGUGUGGACGAGGCCAUCGAGUUCAUCAACCGGCGGGAGAAGCCCCUGGCCCUAUACGCCUUCUCCAACAGCAGCCAGGUGGUCAAGCGGGUGCUGACCCAGACCAGCAGCGGGGGCUUCUGUGGGAACGACGGCUUCAUGCACAUGACCCUGGCCAGCCUGCCUUUUGGAGGAGUGGGUGCCAGCGGGAUGGGCCGGUACCACGGCAAGUUCUCCUUUGACACCUUCUCCCACCAUCGCGCCUGCCUCCUGCGCAGCCCGGGGAUGGAGAAGCUCAAUGCCCUCCGCUACCCGCCGCAAUCGCCACGCCGCCUGAGGGUGCUGCUGGUGGCCAUGGAGACCCGAGGCUGCAGCUGCACACUGCUCUGAGCCCUUCCCCAGGCCCAGGCCAGAGACCACCAUGACCGCUGUUGCCUGCGGCUGGUGGAGACGGGGCCUGGGCUCCAGGGCCCGAGGAGGAAAAGGAUUGCCAAGGCUCCAGGGCACCCCUCAAAGCAGCACCUGCCUCCUCCCUCCUGGAUCUUCCCUCUCCCUGCCUCAGCCUCCUCCCUCAGCUGCUCCCAACCACGAGAGCUGAGGUGGGAGGCAUGGAAAACAGUGCAGUGACCCACCCCCUGCCCCUGCACCAACCACCCAUGUUCAGGAGAAAAGGACAGACAUGGCGCCUCUGAGUCACCCCUCUCCUGUGGGGCAGGCAUCCGAAGGGCCCUGGCAUCUGACUCAGACCACACCAUGGAAUCACUGCAUCCAAGGCCAUCCCUGCCCUCUCUGAGUCUCAGUUUCUCCAUUUGUUCAGUGGAGAGAAUUAACCAUUGAUACCCCCUGGCUGGGUGCGGUGGCUCACACCUGUAAUCCCAGCACUUUGGGAGGCCGAGGCGGGCAGAUCACCUGAAAUCAGGAGUUCAAGAUCAGCCUGGCCAACAUGACGAAACCCCGUCUCUACUAAAAAUACAAAAAUUAGCCCAGCGUGGUGGCGCAUGCCUGUAAUCCCAGCUACUCAGGAGGCUAAGGCAAGAGAAUCGCUUGAACCCAGGAGGUGGAGGUUGCCGUGAGCUGAGAUCACAUCACUGAACUCCAGCCUGGGUGACAGAAUGAGGCUCUGCCUUUAAACAAAAACAAAAACAAAAACAAACAAAAAUAAACCUCCUGGGACUGUUGCAAGGAUGAGAUGAGGGAUUGAGGGAUUGAGGGAUUGAGGGAUUGGGGGAUUGCUGAGCUGGAGCUCCAGGUGUCCUAUCUUUUCUCGGUGGGUGGCACGGAGCGAGGCCACCUCCCUCUUCUCUCCAGCCAGGUGGGGCUGUAGUUAUGCGAUAGGGUCUCCCUUCCCUCCAGACCAUGCCAGAGGAGCUUGGAACUCUUUAUCCUCACGGUGCCCACUACGAGUCAUACUCUUCCCCAUCCUGCUCAUCCUCCUGGGCCCCAUCCACUCAGCCAAAGCAGAAUACAGGGUUUCCUGUCUGACAACCCUUCUCACCUCCCAAGUCCCACUUUUGAACAAGUUGAUGAUUCUGAAACCGGUCCAAUUUCCUAACAAGCCAGAUGCUUGAGAAACCUACAUUUGGACAAUGACAGGCAGCUCCUGCAGCCUGCGGGCCACCUCCUCUUCCUUGGCUCCUGCUUUCUUUUCAGACUAUAUCAACCUACAACUUUAGUCGGGGAGGGGGAAAGGGGUGGACCUGAGUUUCGUCUUCUGUCUCUCUGGCUGAUGUCACCUGAAUAAAGCCUUCUUCCCUGGCAA